UCCCCGCUCCGCCCGCUGCAAUCUUGGCGGGAAGACGCCAGCUGCUGAGCCGCGGAAAGAUGUCUGGGUCGCGCGCGGGUAGUGAGGAGAAGGCGGGCUUGUCUAGACAGCGACUCCAGGUGAAGGUGAAUGAAUAUAAAGAAAACCAAAACAUCACUUGUGUGUCUCUGAGACCAGUGCAGACUACGGUUUUAGGAAAAACACCUAAGGUGUUUCUUGUUCCCUUUUCACUCAGUAAUUACAAGCCAGACCAACCUAAGCACCCCAAAUCCCUUUUGGAUAAGAAUUCUAACAAUGAAGUUGCAUGUAAGAAAUGUAAGAAGACUAAAAUAAGGAAAACUUGCAGAAGGAUUUUAACUCCAAGGAUGGCAGCCACAUCUUCUAAGGCAGAAUCCACACUGCAAAAAACAUCCUUAGAUGUUUAUACUGAAAGUGACAAGCAACAACACAAGAGCACUUCAGAUACAGUGAUUCUCAGGGAAGUUGACAGGGAAAGCAGUCAGGAUCUAGACAGUGAUGAAGAUACCACACCAGGCCUGGAUGAAUUUUCAGGAUUGUCACCAUAUGAAAGGAAGAGACUGAAGAACAUAUCAGAAAAUGCAAACUUUUUUGCUUCUCUUCAGUUGUCUGAGUCAGCUGCAAGGCUCCGUGAAAUGAUAAAGAGGAGGCAGCCUCCUGCAUCCAAAAGGAAAAAGCCUAAGAAGAGAGAAAAUGAGACUGGAUGUAGAAGGUCAAUGAGACUACUAAAAGUAGAUCCUUCAGGAGUGUCUUUACCAGCAACCCCAACCCAGCCGACAAUAAUAGAAGAUGAAAAUCCUAUGUUACCUCCUGGGCCUUUAGAAAUGACUCCUGAAAAUCAAGAUGCUGACAGUGAGCUAUUUAAAAGAUUUCUACACACUUGGGCAGAAGUGAGCAAGACAAGUGGUAAAAAUACUGAGAAGGACUUACCUAACAUUAAAAGCUAUAAAGCUAAUUUAAAUGGCAUGGUCAUUAAUGAAGAUACUGUUCGUAAAGUUACCAAAGGCUCAGUAUUCUCUGUGGCUCUCCACCCAUCAGAAAUUAGAACUUUGGUAGCAGCUGGGGCCAAAUCUGGGCAAGUUGGACUUUGGGAUUUGACUCACCAGUCAAAAGAAGAUGGAGUUUAUGUUUUUCAGCCCCACAGUCAGCCAGUUAGCUGUCUUUACUUCUCACCUGCCAAUCCGGCUCACAUACUGUCACUGAGCUAUGAUGGCACAUUACGCUGUGGAGAUUUUUCAAGGGCUAUUUUUGAAGAGGUAUAUAGAGAUGAAAGAAGUAGCUUUUCCUCUUUUGACUUCUUGGGAGAAGAUGCCUCCACUUUAAUAGUAGGACACUGGAAUGGAAAUAUAUCACUGGUAGAUAGACGGACACCUGGAACUUCUUAUGAGAAACUUAUCAAUUCUUCUUUGAGAAAAAUAAGAACUGUUCAUGUCCACCCAGUGCAUAGACAGUAUUUUAUCACUGCAGGAUUGAGGGAUACUCAUAUUUAUGAUACAAGGCACUUGAAUCCCAGAGGAAGCCAGCCUUUGAUUUCCUUGACUGAACACACAAAGAGCAUAGCUUCUGCCUAUUUUUCACCUCUUACUGGUAACAAAGUAGUGACCACAUGUGCUGAUUGUAAACUGAGAAUCUUUGACAGCAGCUGUAUAUCCUCUGAGAUUCCUCUGCUCACUACCAUCAGGCAUAACACCAUCACUGGGCGAUGGCUGACUAGGUUCCAGGCUGUGUGGGACCCUAAACAAGAAGACUGUAUCAUAGUUGGCAGCAUGGCUCAUCCACGACGGGUAGAAAUCUUCCAUGAGACAGGAAAGCAGGUGCAUUCGUUUUUUGGUGGAGAAUGCCUUGUCUCUGUGUGUUCCAUCAAUGCUAUGCACCCAACUCGGUAUAUUUUGGCUGGAGGUAAUUCCAGUGGGAAGAUACAUGUUUUUAUGAGUUAAGAAAGUUGCUGAAUAUUUGGUUUAGCAACACCAGUUUGUUCAAAUUAAUCACUAAGGAGCCUAGUAACUCAUGUGGCUUGGUCUGUUUUUAAUAUGUUCUAUUUAGUGAAUAUAAAGUUGUUUUAUUAAUAAGAACUGUGAGCAGAAUGUACACAGUUACAUACUUACAUGUUUAGUAAGGGAGAAGCCUUUUAAGUUGUUUCUGUAGGUUGGGAAAGAAUUUGAGGGGAGGCUGUGAUGCCUUCAGCACUUUUAGUAUGUUGAGAAACUCUAACAGUAUAAAUUACAAAGCUUUGAAUGAUCAGUAUUAAGCAUUUUUUUUUUGGUUUAAUGAUAUGGUUUUGAUUCUGUAGUGAUGUUUGGAUUUGUGGUUUAUUUUAUAGUUUGGUGUAAAUAUUUCUAGACUCAUACACUGGAAGGGAUCCUGAAAAGUCAUCUAACUUUGUGAUUUUGAAACUUAAUUUUUUUAAUGGAGAACUCUUUUCUCCCCCUGCCUUUAAUUAAAUCUUAUGUGAAAUCCCAAGAUAAUUGUUGAGAAGUGUUAGUUCACUUGGGUAGGGGCCUGGGUCUUUGUGUGCGGACCCUUUUACCUCCUUUUGAUGACUCCUGAGACAUGGCCAAAGUAUUCUAGAGGUUCUAGGAACCGGGUUUGGAUCUGCCUGACCCUUGUAAUCCAGUGUGAGAUUGCCUUCAGACCAGUGUUCUCCAGAUUGUGGUUUGUAGCUAUCCACAUGAAAUCAAGUUAUCCACGACCAGUCUUUAAAAAAAGGAAAAGGAAAGAAAUAGUAUAGAAUAAGUGUUGUUUUGUGAAACUUAUAGUGCAUACAUAUAUGUAAGUGUAUAUGCAUAUGUAUAUUCUGAUGUAAAACAUAUGUCUUUAUUACUGUGGUAACUAUUGUGGGUCAUGGUUAAAGAAGUGAAAGCUCCUGCCUUAGAAGGUCCCAGACACCCUUAUCUGUCCCUGUCUUUAAAUUCUCUAGAGAUUCAUUAGACUGUUAAACGAAUGCCUUCAUUCCUAAUUCAUAUUGGGGGAAAUGUUAUGGAAAACCACUUUUGGCAUUUUAUCAUAAAAUUUUUUUUUCAGAAGUUAGGGCAAUAUGAAUGAGUUUGUUGUUGGAAGAGUAGCAACUAAGUGACAUUAACUGUGUGAUACCACCUAUCUAACUUUUUUCACUGCCCUUCAUUGCCAAAGUACUACUGAAAGACAGUUGUAAAUAGUUUUUAGCAGUAUGUUUGAAUUUUUUUUGGAAGGUUUGAAUUCUAAGAGGAAAUAUCUUCUUAAAUUGUAUAUCAGAAAUAAAGUGAUGUCGUUUCCUUCUCUGUAAUUAGAGGCCAAGUCUAAUUUUGAGGCCUAGUUUAUUAAGUAGGUUGUGUUUAUAAGUAACGAGUUCUCUAUUUUCUUGAUGAUAGGAACAGGAAUUGGUAAAUGAAAUGGAAAAUUAGUUUAUGAAAUGGAAAGUAAAGCUAAAUGAGGCUGACUUCUGUUAAACUGCCCUAGAGAUAGUAAAUGAAGCCUUUAGGCUUCCUUUCCCUUUUCUAUACUACUUCAUUUCACAUGUUCUAAAACGGCUACUUCUGUGAGAAUUGCUCUUUUUUUAAGAUAUUGAAAAAUACUCUGGUUGAAAUUAGUACCAUCAUUUAAGCUUUGAGUACUUGGUAAUUGCCUGGUUUCUGCAAUAAAUGUUAGCAAAUUCUU
Nyctereutes procyonoides (raccoon dog) is the source of this 3651-nucleotide messenger RNA. RefSeq names its product WD repeat domain 76 (gene WDR76). The record is from RefSeq and is a predicted model, not a curated record. NCBI's taxonomy places the organism in Eukaryota, Metazoa, Chordata, Mammalia, Carnivora, Canidae. Bases 60 to 1955 code for a protein of 631 amino acids. The transcript is spliced from 13 exons. Gene Ontology annotation, biological process: regulation of DNA damage checkpoint. Gene Ontology annotation, molecular function: DNA binding; protein binding. Gene Ontology annotation, cellular component: nucleus.